AGUCGGCGACGGCGGCGGCCGCGAAGACCGUCUGACCCCAUGUGAGCAAAGCCACCCUCAGGAACCCAUGUGCAUCAUCUUCUUUAAGUUUGAUCCUCACCCCGUUUCCAGAAAUGCGUACAGGUCACCCCAGCGGGAACCCAUUGGCAUUUAUCCACGCAGAGAAUGAGGCUGAGAUGUAACCCACAACCAAAAAUGACAUUUGAAACUGCUUACUAAUGCAAUUGCCUGGGACGUUUUCAUCAUUUUUAAAUCUGUACCAGAAAUGAUGCACUAUUUUAACUAGCUUUUUGGAUUUAGGUCACCAUGCAAAAUCACAGACACAAUGUUACCUAAUGUCGUGGCUGAAUUAACUCAUUCCAGGCCAGGGAACAGAGGAUGAAGAGUGUCCAGUGUUCUCUUCCUGCAGAGGAGUGGGUAGCAGGGCCAGACCAGGGUCUGGGAGCUGACCCGGAACAUCCCCCAAUAGGAUGAGCUGUGUGAGUCAGGGUGCAGCCUCUAGACAGGAUCCAGGCAUAGUGAUUUCAGCAGGGAAAGUGUAAUAUACUCACUAUAAUGGGAUUGGCGUGCCCAGGGCAGAGCCCCAUCCUUCACCUCCGUGCUGAGAUCUAGACCUUGCUGGAGAGGCACAGCCAUGGCACACUGGAUAAUAGAGAAAUCUCUGGGGUGCUGCACUGGCAGAACUUGUUGGAAAUCUUUCCUCAAGGGUCCUAGCAACUGUUGCAGGGAGGAUGCUGGGGGGAAGGUGCUGGCCACUGGGUGCUGCUUACUAUUGUGAGCUGUGGAAGCCACGUGUUUCACAGGAGACUGAUGCCUGAUGAAGUCACGUGUGCCAUAGGAACCUAUAGAGAAAGCACUCAGGAGCCAGGAAAAGAAGGCUCUCCUCCUCCAGUGUCUCUUUGGCACCCUUUACUGACAAAACUUAGCAUGGUACCAGCUGCAAAGUUCAGCUUCAUUAUCACAUAACAGGCAAUGAAGGGUGAAUUUGGGGCUGAGAUGCAAUAAAUGGAUAACUGGCAUGGUCCACCUCUUUGGCUACUGAGCUUUUAUAUGCAACUAUCUGUACUCAUUUGAACACCCAUACAACAAAACAACUCUCUUUCCACUAAACAAGUGAAGAAUUUCUCAAAUGAAGAUAGGCAGCCUGACAGUCACUAACUUGAUCACUGCCUAUAUUUGUUACUCCCAGAUUCAGCCAUAGCCCCACUGAAUAUGCUGUUUCCUAAGGUUACCUCCAACCGCCUGCAAGUAAAAUAAAAAGGGAAAGAAGGAGGGAGGAGGGUGAGCAUGGAUCUCUCUUUCUAUUGCUCAGAACCUGUACAUCAUUGCCAGGACCUGUGCUCCUAACAACUAACUUCUUGUGGAUUGUGAUUCAAGACAGCCUGAGCGUUUCUCUCGUAUUUUUCAAAGCUCUAAGCCAAAGACUAAAUAUGCCGUCUCUGAGUGACUGACUGAAUAUACUCAGUGUUUUCUCGACUACGUGGAGGGCCAGAGGGGCUUCUGGUAACUGCUCCUGUUCUAGCUCUGGGGGCGUUCAGGCAGUGAGAACGGCAAGCUGCGGGCUCUCUGUAUGUGCACUUCUGUAUGUGUGUGAUGCGAGCACAGGACAGGGAGAGCCAGGAGGCGACUGCCAUGGGAGGGAAACCGCAGCAAGGCCAGUGAGAGGUUACGUGAGUUGAGCCUGGGCAUGUCAGAGAUUGAGGAGGGACUCUCAGUGAAGCAAUGAAGCGGGAGCAGGCCCGGUGCCAGGGCCAUUGGCAUAGAGGGGAGGAGGCCCUUGCUGUCUAGGACUGCCAGGGCCUAUCUGGGCCAGCCAGGCCUGCCUUCGCGCCCCUCACUUGGGCUCCUUCUUACCUUAGCCAUCGCCGUCCUGGCCUGGGAUAUACCAGCCUCUGCCCCCUGCCCUGGCAUCCACAGCUGUAUCAUCAUCUGCCCUCCAUGUAGCACUCCAUGGGAGUGUCCUUUGUUUGUGUGUGUGUGAUAAGGUAUAGAUAACAUAAAAUUUUGCCAUUCUAACCAUUUGUUAAGUGUUUAGUUCCACAGCAUUAAGUAUAUUCACAUUGUUUUCCAGCCAUCACUUGCUGUCCAUCUCCAGAGCUCUUUUCAUCUUCCCAAACUCAAAUUCUGUCCCCAUUUAAUAAUUAUCCCCAUUCCCCCUCCUCUUAGCCCCUGGCAACCACCAUUCUCCUUUCUAUGACCUUGACUACCCUGGGUACCUUAUAUAAGUGGAAUCAUACAAUAUUUAUCCUUUUGUGACUGGCUUAUUUCGACUUAGCACAACAUCUUCAAGAUUCAUCCAUGUCGUAGUAUGUCAGAAUUUCUUUCCUUUGAAUAGAGAGACCACAUUUAUUUAUCCAUUCAUCCAUUAGUAAAUACUUGGGUUGUGUCUAUCUCUUGGCUGUUGUGAAUAAUGUUGUUAUGAAUAUUAGUGUACAAGUAUCUGUUUGACUGCUGCUUCCAAUUCUUUUGGGUGUGUACCCAAAAUAGAGUUGCUGGAUCAUAUGGCAAUUCUGUUUCUGACUUUUUGAGGAACUGCCAAAUUGAUUUCCUCACAUGUCUUUUGAUGGCCCUGUCAUAGGCUCCCCUCGCUGUAUCAGCCCAUGUCCCCUUUUGGAUAGCAGAGAGUGUCAUCAUUGUACACCAUCCAGACCAGGUCCUCUCUCCUUAUCCAGAUGGUCCCGGUGCCAGGGCUGGUGUUCACAUGGACCCUGCUACCCAAAAAUCUGGUCCAUGUGGCUGGGACUGAUGAGACCCCUGUGCUCCCUCCAGCACCCUCAAUAUCGACUAUACAGUGGCCUCUUGCCCCUCAGGGUAACAGAUGGUACCUGUUUUCAUUCAUAUUUGUGGAUUAAGCUUAUCCCUGUAGUCAGUGUUGCUCCAGGUUAGAUGAUUGCAAAGAGGAUUUUUCCAUUUGGACCUGUGGCCAUUAUUACCUUGUAUAUAAAUGUGAUUCAAACAGGUCGCCUCUGCUUGCAGAAGAGACUUAAGACGUUCUCAUUUUCGAUGCCGUGGGCAGUGACCCUUGUGACUCUUUUCCAGAUGCUGAUCUUAUGGGAAUUUGUUUUCUAGCUUCCCAGGAGUUCUGUGGAAGGGGAAAGAAGAAAGCAUCGGCCACUCAGAGUGUGCAUCUUGUGGUCUGUUUAUGCCCAGACUCAGCAAUCACUGUCUGGCUGGCCUGCAGUAUGGAGGGAGGGGAGCCAGCUCGGCACCUGCCCAGAGAGUGAAUGCUCAUCCUGGCAGCCAACAGGGAUGAAUUCUACCACAGACCAUCCAAGUUAGCAGACUUCUGGGGGAACAACAAUGAGAUCCUCAGCGGGCUCGACAUGGAGGAAGGCAAGGAAGGAGGCACGUGGCUGGGCAUCAGCACACGCGGAAAGCUGGCAGCAAUCACCAACUACCUGCAGCCGAAGUUGGACCUGGAAGCCCCUGGUCGAGGCAAACUUGUGGCCCACUUUCUGACCACAGACAUGGACAGCUUGUCCUACCUGAAGAAGGUCUCCGCAGAGGGACACCUGUACAACGGCUUCAACCUCAUAGCAGCUGAUCUGAGCACAGAGAAGGGAGAUGUUAUCUGCUACUAUGGAAACCGGGGGGAGCCUGAGCCGGUUGUCCUGGAACCAGGGACCUAUGGGCUGAGUAAUGCGCUGCUGGAGACGCCCUGGAAAAAGCUGUGCUUUGGGAAGCAGCUCUUCCUGGAGGCUGUGGAACGGUGCCAGGCACUCCCUAAGGAAGUCCUCAUCACCCAGCUCCUGGACGUGCUCAACAACGAGGAGGCGCAGUUGCCGGACCCGGCCAUUGAGGACCAGGGCAGGGAGUCCGUGCAGCCCAUUCUGAGCAAGUACGCAGCUGUGUGUGUACGUUGCCCAGACUACGGGACCAGAACCAACACAGUCAUCCUCGUGGACGCGGAUGGGCACGUGACCUUCACAGAGCGCAGCAUGCUGGACAAGGACCCUUCCCGCUGGGAGACCAGCACGCACGAGUUCAGGCUGCAGAGCUAAGCCCGUGUGGCCAGAGGACUCCUGUAAGGCCCUGCCUUGAGGGAUGGACAGAAACCUUCCACACCAUAUACACUACCUGUGACUCUGCCAGUAAACUCCCAGGACCACAGCCCUCUGAUUUGUGUGUGAUUUAUCUGUGUCCCUGUAUCUAGCUUGAGGUCCACCCUUACGCCAGUGGGACUGACAGAGUCACACAGCCAGGUCAGGGAUAGGUCCAGGUAUGCUGCGUAUGUGUGAAUGCAUCUGGGUCUGUUCUCUGUCCGUGCAUAGAGACACACGCACAAGACACAUGCUUACAUACAUGCCUACAGGUACACAGGCACAUAGGUACACCCAUAGGGCAUGAACACACAGGCACACACAUGCACAGGUAAGAUAUGUGCACACAUGCUGGAACACACACACACUCCCAGGCAUACAUACACUCAUGCAUGUAACAGAUAGGCAGAGGUGUGCUUCUCCCACCCACAAGCCCUUCUAGCCAGUGGGUCUUUGCUUUGAUCAAAACAACAGGAGUAGACCUAUUUCAAACUGGCACCACCUCUCCUGGGUGUAGUCCAGUUCCUGACAGUUAGACCUGCUCAUUAAGAGGAAAUGGGCCAUGUUUAGAAUGAGGAAUGAGGAAGACCCAAGAAAAACCUACUCUCAUAACAGAAGCAUAGUCUGGUUGGUAGAUUCAGUGGUCCUGUGUGUGCUAGGGGGUCCCAUGUACAUGGGGCUCUUCUGUGGGGCAGGGAGUAGUCCUGCAUGCACCAGGGGUCCUUUGUGUGCUCAGCACCUUGGCAGUCUGUCAGGCCUUGCCUGCCCACUAGGAAUCAUAGGUUCUGGGCAAGCCCAUCUCAUUCAGGGGAUAGAGCCAGCCCCUGCCUUUCCCUUCUCCUUGGGGAGUCAAACUUUAUAGGAAUUUAUAUUUGAAUGUGACACAUUGAUAAUAAAACUGAGGCUGUGGUGA
Molecule: messenger RNA, 4953 nt
Organism: Pteropus alecto (black flying fox)
Lineage: Eukaryota; Metazoa; Chordata; Mammalia; Chiroptera; Pteropodidae
Gene: TANGO2
Product: transport and golgi organization 2 homolog
Exons: 11
Coding region: 3225-4001 (258 amino acids)
Biological process (GO): protein secretion; Golgi organization
Cellular component (GO): Golgi apparatus
Source: RefSeq, a predicted model, not a curated record